UUCACUGUAAUUUAUCUAAUUAAUGAAUGUCUAUAUUUUUUUUUAAUUUAUAUACUUUUGAGUUAUAAGCUAAUCGUUUUUUAUAUUCAGUCGUCAAUGAUCCGCCGUUUACUCAAGUUGUGUCUCAUUUUACUUUAUUUUCUUAAAAUUUCAUUAAAUUGUUUUACAAUUUAUAAAUUUUUUUCAAAAAUGAACUUUCAAAAAUGUUCAAAUGAUUUUCAAUCAUUAGUUUAUCGUAUACGAAAUAAUCCGGCUGCAGUUCAUCCAGAAUUUUCUUCGUUUUCAUCAAGAUUUAAAACAUUCAAAUUAUUCCCAAAAAAUACUUUUCAAAAUAAAUAUACAUUGUCUGAAUGUGGCUUAAAAUAUUCAGGAGUGGAUGAUGUUGUAGAAUGCUUUUGUUGCGGACUUAUUCUUCAUAACUGGGAAAGGCUGGACGAUCCAUGGAUUGAACAUUGCAGAUUCAGCCCAAGGUGUUUAUAUGUGUUAUUAAUGAAAGAUUUCUGCAGACUAAAACAACUUCAACAUUGUGUCGACCUUUAUAUCGCAGAAAAACAGAAACGUCUACCGAGUUUUCAAACAACAUUCGAUGCAGCUUACGAACUGAUUAAAAACGAUGUCCGUGGUUUGCCCAUCAGUUGCCAGAGAAACGAAUUCACAAACCAGUAUAUACAGAACUAUGAUUUUAGUUAUUAUUCUCAUCUACAAAACGAUGACACUUCAUUUUUGUAUGAGAUUUUACAAUUUCAUUUUAAUGUAAUGUCUGACAUGAUUUUACAGGACUUAAUAGUAUGAUAUAAUACAAAU
Molecule: messenger RNA, 804 nt
Organism: Metopolophium dirhodum (rose-grain aphid)
Lineage: Eukaryota; Metazoa; Arthropoda; Insecta; Hemiptera; Aphididae
Product: baculoviral IAP repeat-containing protein 1b-like
Exons: 2
Coding region: 97-792 (231 amino acids)
Biological process (GO): negative regulation of apoptotic process; regulation of cell cycle; positive regulation of protein ubiquitination
Cellular component (GO): nucleus; spindle microtubule; cytoplasm
Molecular function (GO): cysteine-type endopeptidase inhibitor activity involved in apoptotic process; ubiquitin protein ligase activity
Source: RefSeq, a predicted model, not a curated record